This is a messenger RNA of Mycena indigotica, 1083 nucleotides long. RefSeq names its product Fructose-bisphosphate aldolase. The transcript is spliced from 3 exons. Bases 1 to 1083 code for a protein of 360 amino acids. Gene Ontology annotation, biological process: trans, trans-farnesyl diphosphate biosynthetic process. Gene Ontology annotation, cellular component: cytoplasm. Lineage: Eukaryota; Fungi; Basidiomycota; Agaricomycetes; Agaricales; Mycenaceae. The record is from RefSeq and is a predicted model, not a curated record. Gene Ontology annotation, molecular function: dimethylallyltranstransferase activity; (2E,6E)-farnesyl diphosphate synthase activity.
AUGUCCGACAAGGCAGCAAAACGAGCCAAAUUCGAGCACGCGUGGACGCGCAUUCGGGACGAGCUGGUUGGGUAUGCAGCCGGCGAGGGUAUGCCCAAGGAGGCAGUUGAGUGGUACACCAAGAGCUUAGAUUACAAUGUUCCUGGCGGUAAACUCAACAGGGGAAUGUCUGUUGUCGACACCGCAGAGAUUAUCAAAGGCGCGAAACUCGACGAUGACGAGUAUUACAAGGCCGCGAUCCUGGGCUGGGGUGUCGAGUUGCUACAAGCAUUCUUCCUCGUCUCCGACGACAUCAUGGACAGCUCCAUUACGCGUCGAGGCCAACCCUGUUGGUACCGCGCUCCUGGAAUUGGUAUGAUUGCGAUAAACGACGGUUUCAUGCUCGAAUCUGCCAUCUACUACCUGAUCAAGAAACACUUCCGCUCCGAACCCUACUACGUCGACCUGCUCGAGAUCUUCCAUGAAACCACAUUCCAGACAGAGUUGGGCCAGCUGAUCGACCUCAUCACCGCCCCAGAAGACAGUGUCGACCUGAACAAGUUCUCGCUCGACAAGCACAGGCUCAUCGUCAUCUACAAGACCGCCUACUACUCCUUUUACCUCCCCGUCGCAUUAGCGAUGUACAUGUCGCGUGUUCCCGCCAGCUACGAGCUUGAUGGAAAGAAGAUUGAGCCAUAUAAGGUGGCGAUGGACAUUCUUAUUCCUCUGGGCGAGUAUUUCCAGAUCCAAGACGACUUCCUCGACUUCUCUGCGCCGCCAGAGAUCCUAGGCAAAAUAGGGACAGACAUCGUCGACAACAAGUGCUCCUGGUGCAUCAAUACGGCCUUGGCGGUCGUCACGCCAGAGCAACGCGCUGUUCUCGAUGCCAACUACGGCAAGAAGAACGAGCCCGCAGCGGAACAACGCGUCAAAGAUGUGUUUGAAGCUGUUGACUUGCGAGGGCGGUAUGCGAAAUACGAGGCGGAGGUUUACGGCAAGCUGAACGCGUUAAUUGCGGGUAUUCCAGAGGGUCCGCAACCCGGAACCCUCAAGAGAGCCGUGUUCACAAGCUUUUUGGAGAAAAUUUACAAACGUACCAAGUAG